AUGGUUGCCGGAAGGAAUGAUGAAGCUAUCGCUGAGGCAUUGGCAAUGAUGGCUAGCGCCAUUGGGCAAGGUCAGCAAGCGAACCUUGGGAACCAUAAUCAGGAUGAAUUUUGUGCUUUGGGAAAGUUUCAGAGGAACAAUCCGCCAACCUUUGAAGGAGCAUACGACCCUGACAAAGCACAGGCAUGGCUGAAAGCAAUUGAGAAGAUCUUUCGAGUCAUGAAUUGUACUGACGCGCAGAAGGUGCAGUUUGGCACCCAUAUGCUUGAGAAAGAAGCUGAAGAUUGGUGGGACAACACUGUUCAGAGGUUUGAAGGUGAUGGGAUGGAGAUUACUUGGGAUCUUUUCAAGGGUGCAUUUCUGGAGAAGUACUAUCCAGAAGAUGUGUGUGGAAAGAAGGAAAUUGAGUUUCUUGAACUGAAGCAGGGUAAUGGAACCGUGGCGGAGUAUGCUACAAAGUUUGAGGAAUUGAUUAAGUUUUGUCCCCACUACAAUACUUCCGAAGCUGAGAGAUCUAAGUGUAACAAGUUUGUGAAUGGUUUGAGACCUGAGAUCAAGAAGGUUGUGGGAUAUCAACAGAUUAUCCGAUUUUCUGACCUGGUUAACAGGAGUAGGAUAUAUGAUGAGGAUAGCAGGGAAAGUGCUGCUCACUAG
Messenger RNA from Lotus japonicus, 654 nucleotides. RefSeq lists its product as uncharacterized. The transcript has a single exon. The record is from RefSeq and is a predicted model, not a curated record. Lineage: Eukaryota; Viridiplantae; Streptophyta; Magnoliopsida; Fabales; Fabaceae. The coding region runs from base 1 to 654 and encodes 217 amino acids.